Vicia villosa (hairy vetch) is the source of this 2717-nucleotide messenger RNA. Its product is annotated as nucleobase-ascorbate transporter 12-like. Gene Ontology annotation, molecular function: transmembrane transporter activity. Gene Ontology annotation, biological process: transmembrane transport. Bases 311 to 2377 code for a protein of 688 amino acids. The transcript is spliced from 10 exons. Lineage: Eukaryota; Viridiplantae; Streptophyta; Magnoliopsida; Fabales; Fabaceae. The record is from RefSeq and is a predicted model, not a curated record. Gene Ontology annotation, cellular component: plasma membrane.
UUUUUCUAUGCACACUCAUUACAGUAUUCCACUAUUUUGUUACCAGUUUCACAAGAGUUUACCAGUACCACAGAGUACAACAGAAACACUCAAGGAGAAUAACAACACAAAACCGAACUCAAAUCUACUCUCUCAAAUUAGUUAAAAUAUCCGUCAUUGCCAUUUCUGUUCCCACUGUCACUAACCACAUUUUCGCGCUCUCUUGAGCUCUCUCUCUUCCGAUAGUGAUAAACAAAACCCUAAACCUCCACUCCCUCACUCAGAUCUGUGACAGUUGAAACUAUCAUGCGCCACUAGGUUCAUUUCACCAAUGUCCGAACCUGAUCCCAAACCUGAUUCCAAGCCUCGCCAACGUUCGGUACAAUGGUCACCGGCGACAACACCGGAGAGCAAACCGAUUCCACCUUCUUCGUGGGCGAAGAAAACCGGUUUCAAGCCGAAAUUCUCCGGCGAGACUAAUGCUGGUGAUUCUGGUCAGAUAAGCUUGCCGAUUAAGUCUAGAGAGCCUGACGUGAACUCGGAUCUUGAAGCAGGCCGUGUUAGAGCUACUCCUGGAGUGGCAAACGGUGUGGUGAAAGUUCUACCUUCUAAGGAUUUGGUAGUGAAGAAACGGAGAGACUCUGAUGGAGUUCCGAGUGUCAUUGGUCAGACGAAUGCGGAACAGCCGGUUCGGAGAACAGCGAGGAGUGAUGAAGCUGUUGCUUCCUUGCCGCAGACUGUGGAGGACGAUGAAUUUAUGUCGAGGCAGUCGCAUAUGAAGUAUGAGCUAAGAGAUUCACCUGGUUUAGUUCCCAUUGGUGUGUAUGGUAUCCAGCAUUACAUUUCUAUAAUAGGUUCAUUGAUUCUCAUUCCACUUGUUAUUGUUCCUGCCAUGGGAGGUACUCAUGAGGAUACUUCUACAGUGGUAUCAACUGUGCUCUUUGUGUCUGGAGUGACUACUCUCUUGCAUACUAUUUUUGGGUCUAGGUUGCCGUUGAUACAAGGGCCUUCUUUUGUUUAUCUUGCUCCAGUUUUGGCGAUCAUCAACUCGCCCGAAUUUCAAGGAUUAAAUGGAAAUAAAUUCAAACAUAUAAUGAAGGAGCUGCAAGGGGCUAUAAUUAUUGGAUCUGCUUUUCAAACUUUCCUCGGAUAUACUGGACUUAUGUCCCUGUUAGUAAGGUUUAUCAAUCCUGUGGUUGUAUCCCCAACCAUUGCUGCAGUUGGACUUUCAUUUUAUGGUUAUGGUUUUCCUCUAGUUGGCACAUGUCUUGAGAUUGGUGCAAUACAAAUAUUAGUAGUUAUUGUUUUUUCUCUUUAUCUUCGUAAACUAUCUGUUUUUGGACACCGCAUAUUUCUUAUAUAUGCAGUUCCUUUGGGUUUGGCAAUUACAUGGGCAGUUGCUUUCUUGCUGACUGAAGCUGGAGCCUACAACUACAAAGGGUGUGACGUAAACAUACCUGCCUCAAAUAUGGUUUCAGAACACUGCAGAAAGCAUAUUUCAAGGAUGAAACAUUGUCGAAUUGAUACUUCUCGUGCACUGAAAUCAUCCUCAUGGUUUAAAUUUCCCUAUCCAUUGCAAUGGGGUACUCCUGUCUUCAACUGGAAAAUGGCCGUUGUGAUGUGCGUGGUUUCCUUAAUCUCAUCUGUGGAUUCGGUUGGCUCAUAUCACGCAUCUUCAUUAUUGGUAGCAUCCAGACCUCCAACUCCUGGGGUUCUUAGUCGCGGAAUUGGUCUGGAAGGUCUUUGUAGUGUGUUGGCUGGUCUCUGGGGUACUGGAACUGGAUCUGCAACUUUAACUGAAAAUGUUCAUACAAUUGCUGUGACUAAAAUGGGAAGCCGUGGAGCAGUUCAAUUGGGCGCAUGUCUUCUGAUAGUGUUAUCUCUCGUGGGGAAGGUUGGAGGGUUCAUUGCUUCAAUUCCUGCAGUCAUGGUUGCUGGUCUCCUAUGCUUUAUGUGGGCAAUGCUUACAGCAUUGGGCUUGUCCAAUCUACGUUAUAGUGAGGCUGGAAGCUCUCGCAAUAUCAUCAUAAUUGGAUUAUCACUCUUCUUCUCUCUUUCGAUACCUGCAUAUUUUCAACAAUAUGGCAUCUCUCCGAAUUCCAACAUGUCAGUGCCAAGUUAUUUUCAGCCUUACAUUGUGGCUUCUCACGGGCCGUUCCAAAGCAAAUAUGGAGGGUUGAACUACAUCCUGAACACGAUAUUUUCGCUGCACAUGGUGAUAGCUUUUCUCGUUGCUUUUAUCUUGGAUAAUACUGUACCUGGAAGUAAGCAAGAACGUGGGGUAUACGUUUGGUCGGAACCUGAUGUUGCUAGAAGAGAUCCUACUGUUACCAAAGACUAUGGGUUGCCAUUGAGAGUUGGUCGGAUUUUCAGAUGGGUGAAGUGGGUUGGCCUGUGAACGACAGAGGUCUCAUUUGCUGAUCAUUUUCAGUAAGUUUGUCAACUGUUCAAGGUACCACUUCAGUCUAGAUCUCGUUUUGUUGAAUGGGCAGUAUGAUUGGUCGGUCAUAGUUCCGAGUUAUUAAUUUGUGUACAUCAAAGUUCCGGAGGGUCUACUUGUGUUAUAAUUUAUUAGAUUUAUUAUUUAUCUAGUUUUGGUCCAUUCAUAAUCUCCCGUUGGAGUUUUUUUUAGGCAGGUUUUGACAAAUAUCUCGGUCAUGUAUAUAUGAACAUUAUUAUACCUGCCGGUCGGGGACCUGGAAUUUUUUUCGUUAGUAUAUUUAUUCAUUCCAAUCAAA